Messenger RNA from Camelina sativa (false flax), 724 nucleotides. NCBI's taxonomy places the organism in Eukaryota, Viridiplantae, Streptophyta, Magnoliopsida, Brassicales, Brassicaceae. The record is from RefSeq and is a predicted model, not a curated record.
UUUCUGGAAAUGUCGAGAGAAUAGUUUUCGCAGCCGCAAGCUACAAACUUUGAUCCCCAAAUUUGUCAAUCUAUCUCGCUUCCAAGAAAGAGGCUUCUCUAGCUUAAUCUCAGAUCUGAAUCGUUCCUUAGUGAUACAUCAUGCCGAAGAACAAGGGAAAGGGAGGAAAGAACAGGAAGAGAGGAAAGAACGAAGCUGAUGACGAGAAGAGAGAGCUUAUAUUCAAGGAAGAUGGACAGGAAUACGCGCAAGUCCAACGUAUGCUUGGUAAUGGGAGAUGUGAAGCUAUGUGUAUCGAUGGUACCAAACGUCUUUGCCAUAUCCGUGGUAAGAUGCAUAAGAAGGUUUGGAUUGCAGCAGGUGACAUUGUACUUGUUGGUUUGAGGGAUUACCAAGAUGACAAAGCCGAUGUUAUCCUCAAGUACAUGUCUGAUGAGGCUAGGCUUCUCAAGGCUUAUGGUGAGCUUCCGGAUAAUACCCGUCUCAACGAAGGAAUUGUUGGUGAUUUUGAAGAUGAUCCUCAAAAUGAGGUCGAUGACUUUGUUGAGUUUGAGGAUGAGGAUAUCGAUAGGAUCUAAGGCUUUGUUUGUGUUUUCUUUCUUUCCGGCUUGUAUUUUCUAUUUGAGACGUAUGACUUCUGAGUUUACAGAAGUGUAUGGUGAUAAAACAUUACUGUUGUUGCAAGAUACGUAAUACUAUUUUGUAUUUUGUUUUCCAAUGUCCC